This is a messenger RNA of Cydia splendana, 4204 nucleotides long. RefSeq lists its product as uncharacterized. Lineage: Eukaryota; Metazoa; Arthropoda; Insecta; Lepidoptera; Tortricidae. The record is from RefSeq and is a predicted model, not a curated record. The transcript is spliced from 5 exons. Bases 461 to 4159 code for a protein of 1232 amino acids.
CUCGGAAGUAUUGAUUACUCUAUUCAUAACACCUAUGGUCAAAUUCCGAUUCUACCAAUAAAAAGAAUAUAUUAUUUUGCCCUUUUUAUAGAUCACGACGCUCCAAAAUAUACAAUGACAACAUUGUAAACAUAUAAACAUCAUUCCCAAUUAAAUUUUAACAUUACUGCGCUACUUGAACUUGGGAUCUCUGCUUGCAUCUUUACAAACUUAUCCGUUCACUUUCGAAACUCAAAGCUUAUAAAUUUCGAUCUUACUGCUACGCCACAAAGUAAGUUUUCUGAUAGCAUUUGAGGAUGUUUGAAGAAAUAACUGCAAAGAUAAUGUUGUUAGAAUUCGUGAGCACGUUUUUUUAGACGACUUUUGAAGAUGUAUAUAAACCAAAUGUGGUGCGUUUUGUACCAUCAGUAUCUGGGAUUCGCUCAUUGGAGCUGGUUCGGGAGUUAGUUCGGCACAAGAGAUGAAUUUGUUAAUAGUAGCCGCGUUGGCCGCGGUUUGCGGCGCAGCCAAGCUCGACCGCACUUACUUGCCUCCUGCAUCAGCCAGGACUGCUGGAGGCAGUGAAGCAUCACUGCAGACUCCUAACUCCUUCAGCCAGAACUCUGUUCCUAAAGGAAGCUACACCAAUGACUUCCAGGGCGUGGUUGUCGACGCUGCCCUUGCAGGAACCAGAGGCGCCUCAGGAUCUGAAGAAACCGGCCUCGGCUCUCCCCGUAACGCCUACGGUUCCACUGCCUCCAAAGUAGGCGAAGCUGCCUUCCGAGGCGCCCAGGCUGCCUUCAGGUUCCCUCAAGGCUUCGGUCCUAACUCCGCAUUCGCUUCCCAAACUUCACAAGAUUCCGAGUUUGAAGCCAGAGAGUCACCUGAUGGUGUAGACGUUUCUGGAGAGUCUCAAUUUGUAGAUUCAAGACCAGAGCGUCCUCAGGCGGCUCAGGAACGCGGUGCCAACACUUUGAGGUUCGACAGCGAAGUUGGCGUUGAGAGUUUCAACUACGCCUUUGAAACUGACAAUGGGAUUUCUGCUGAAGAGACUGGAACAGCAACCAACGGCGUCCAAGCUCAGGGCGGUUACUCCUACACUGGCGAUGACGGGAAAGUGUACACGGUGACGUACACAGCCGACGAGGGCGGGUACCAGCCCAGGGGUGACCACCUGCCGACCCCACCGCCGAUUCCGGAGGAGAUCCUGAAGUCUCUGGAGCAGAACGCCAGGGAUGAGGCCAACGGUGUUGUAGAUGAUGGCUUAUACGAUGCUCAGAAGUACAAUGCGGGAGGCGAUUACGCGGAAAGUGACAGCGCUAAUGGUAAACAGAAUGACGGGCCAUCAGCCGGUACUCGGAACACCGACGUCGAUGCAAGCGGCACAUUCAUUAAUCAGAACAUUCAGAACGAGCCUUUCAACCCCAACAGACAAGGCGGUGACAAAACAGUGAACCAGUUCACAAGCUUCCAAAACAAUGCUGACAACAGAGUUGGAUCGAGAAACGAGUACUUGCCACCCUUCCAACAGACACCACAAAGGCAACAAAACUCUAGCCCGGAUAGUUCAGAUGCUGAUUCAUCCUCAAGCUUCCAACACGGAUCGACUGAGGGCUCUGGUAAUUUCCAUUCUCAAUCUCAACAGAACCGACCAACCUCUCAAUCUUUCGAUUCAAAACCCACCACUAACCAAUUCAACGGCUUCAAACAAAGCACCAAUGGAAAUCAGGUCAACCAAAAUGGAAACCGCUUAUCUUCCCAAAGCAAUAGGCAGCAGUUUGGAUCCGCGGCAAACGCUGCCUCCGAUAAGGGGCGUAACCAGUUCUCAGCCCACGCUUCAGCCUCUUUUAACUCUCAACAUGCAACUUCUGUCCCUGAUACUGAACUGACUACACCUUUUGAAACAAGUCCCCAAGAUGCUCAGUCAGCUCAAUCUUCUGCGCCUUCUAUCAACGCAUUUGGCUUCAAUAACCAGCCUAGUCACAACGGACAGUCGCAUUUUACGUCACAAAACUCACAUCUUCAGACUUCCCAGGCUCCUGCUCAACCGACAAUUCCAUCUUUCCCUCAGUCUAGACCUCAAAACUCUAAUAACGUUCCAGUUGGUGGAAAUAGGAAUACUCAAUCAGGAUUCUCUACCCAAGCACCCCGUCAGCAAGAACAGUUCACCAAACAGACUGCUUUUGGUAGCAAGCGCCCUCAAUUUUCUCAAAACCAAUUCUCUCAAAACGCUGAUAACCAAUUCUCUCCCAGCACUCAGAGACCUCAAUUCGCCCAACAAGCUACCGGUCAAGAUGAUUCUUAUUACUACAAUCAGCCUUCUAGAAUUUUUAAUUCGCCCCAGUCACCCUCGAGGUUUUCAAGCGCGCCAGCUAAUCAGUUUGAUAGAGUAACCCAACGGCCAUCGUCUUCCCAAGCUCCCCAAGAAGAAGAAAACUAUCCUUCAACUGCUUUCCCAUCGCAAAACGGUCAGCGUCAAGGUCCAUCUAGGGGACCUUCGUUCCCCACUCAAUCGACUCCGUCAGAUAACCAGUUCCAGAGUAACGGUAUUGCUUCGGCUACCAAUGGGAUCACACAAGCGUCCGCCUCUCCUUUCACUGCUCCUACAUCAGCUCCUAGUUUCAGCGGUCAGCAUUCGAGCCACUCCAGGCAACAAUUGCAACAUUCAUCCUUCCAAUCAAGCCGUCCUUCUUCACCUGAGCCCAGCAAGCCUUCCUUCAGUGCGCAAUCCACAUCACCAUCACAGUCCAGCGGAGCUCUAUCGAACCAAUUUGAAAAACAGAACUUCGAGUCGGCUAAGCCUUUGAGCCAGCAGCCAUUGCAACAAGUGAAAGAGAUCAAGCUUGAUGACGAUACCAAACCAGAAGCGCCUGUAACGAACCUGCAGUACAAUGGAGAGGUUUACGAAUACACCAAGCCAGCGGAGAUGCUGCCGCCUCCAGAAAAUGGCUUCGGACAGUUCGGAACUAAAUUGCCAAGCGCUCAGAAACCUGCAGAACCGCAACCCCAAUUUGGACAGACUGCUUCAGCUCAAGUUACUUCGCAACCCCAUUUUGGACAGUCUACGACUUCAGCUCAAGCUACCUCUCAAACUUUUGCUCCCCAAUCUACUCAGUUCAGUCAAAGUGCUAAGGCUCAACAAGGCAAUCAAUUCGGAUCUCGACCUCAAUUUGGACAGUCUACCACUUCAGCUCAAGCUACCUCUCAAACUUUUGCUCCCCAAUCUACUCAGUUCAGUCAAAGUGCUAAGGCUCAACAAGGCAAUCAAUUCGGAUCUCGACCUCAAUUUGGGCAGUCUACCACUUCAGCUCAAAUUACCUCUCAAACUUUUGCUCCCCAUUCUACUCAGUUCAGUCAAAGCGCUAAGGCUCAACAAGGCAAUCAACUCGGAUCUCGACCUCAAUUUGGACAGUCUACCGCUUCAGCUGAAGCAUCAUCGAAGCCUUUUGCGCCUCAACCUACUCAGUUCAGUCAAAGUUCACAGGGCAAAUUCGGAUCCCAGCCUCAAUUUGGACAGUCUGCGACUUCAUCUCAACAGGCAACAUCUGUAUCGUUCGCUCCUCAACCUACCCAGUUCAGUCAAAGCGGCAAGAUUUCACAAGGCAACCAAUUCGGAUCCCGACCUCAAUUCGGACAGUCUACAACUUCAUCUCAACAGACUACAUCUGAUUCAUUCGCUCCUCAACCCACCCAGUUCAGUCAAAGCGCAACAGACCAGCAGAAUACCUUCGGAUCCCGUCCCCAAUUUGGUCAGGUACACUCACAGUCCCAACAAUCAACAUCUUUUGAUUCAAAGCCUCAAUUUGGUCAAGCUACUCAAACUGAUCAGUUCAGCGCUCAAACUCAGGAAUCCAGUGCUAAACCAUCGAAACAGUUCAACCAAGCGCAUCAAACUGAACAGCAUAGCAAUCAAUUCCAGCGUAGACCAUCUCAAGGAAGCUUCGCUUCCGCUGAGACUCCCAAGCCUUUUGGUCAAGAAAAUACGAGUACAUGUUGCCAAGAUGCGUUCGGUCAGCAACCCAGCUUCGGCAAGCCUAGUCAGGAUAGUUCCAUUGCUUCGACUUUCCAAAGCAACUCAGCAUUCAAACCAGCGCAGAGUUCGUCAGUCGCCGGAAAAGGAGAAGUUUUUGAUGGCCCCAGAGCGCCACCUAGCUUUGAUGAAACGGGUUACCAUUAUUAAUUUAGAAUAAGUGCCAUAGAAUUAUACGCUCUAGUUUUGAACGUC